AUGGUUAUCUUAAAAGUGAUGCCUUGGCAUCACACACACACACACACACACACACACACACACACACACACACACACACACACACACACACAUUGUCAGACUGUGUGUCUCGUUAAUGACUGGAUCCUAAACAGCUGUGAGAUCAAAGGCAUUAACUGACCUACUGUUUGAAUGAGAAGCUGCCUCUGGACUUCUUCACAUAGCACGAUUUCUUUUAAAUCCCAGAAAAAAUAAGAACAUCCCUCCGCCUUCAUGCCCACCAUGUCAAAGACUCUUUAUCUUAAAAGUGAUGCCUUGUGCUUAAGAGCAGAAAAGCUCAUGUUAUUGUGAGAAAUCUCUAUAAGAGAUUUUUUAUGUCUUCUUGGCUAUUUAAAGCCGUCAGUCUGAAACUUAUUUGACAGUUUCUUUUAUACUAACCAAUGCUUUCUUAUUUCUUCUUUAAAUCUGCACAGAAGAGUCAACCCACUCCUGGAAGUGGAGAAGCUCCGAGAAGUGCCUGGUGGAGCUUCAGCAUGAGGUAAGAAACGCGUUUAACUUAUGAUGACAGUAAAAUGCAAACUCAAAUUUAUAGGGGUGUGAUAUUAAACAGUAGUUUAACAAUGUGUCUCUAAAACAAUCUUUUACCUCUUUUGCAUUUAAUAUGCAGAGUGUAACAUUUGAAACAUGACAGAGACCUCCCAGCAGAUUAUAAUCUGGGACAGUUCAGAGUUAAAUCUGUGACAGUGCCAGCAAAAAUCUAAAGAUUCGCAAAUUUAGGAUUUGAUUUUGGACUUACACUGUGUUUCAUACUCUUUUUGUCACAAGACACAUGUAUUUAUGUUAUACAUUUCAGUGGUUAUUUUAACUGAAUAAGACAAUUCAAAGGCUUCACAUAAGACAUUUACUGAUCAAUUAAUCAGUCAGACAAAGAAAAUGUGUAAAAACACUUAAUGAAAUAAAGAAGUUUUAUCAUCGUUUGCUCUUACUGGGAGUCUCUAGUCAAAAACUAGUAAAGUCAGGUAUGAUAGAUAAGAUACUCCUUUAUUAGUCCCACAAGGGGAAAUUCCCAGUAAGGGAAACAAAGACCAUUUUAAUUUACUGUGUUUGAAAUUGAAGGAAAAACAUGUUUUGUAUGAGGCUUUUCCCGGAUAAUAUGCAUUAAAAAAGCUUUGUUUUAAAAACGCUGUGUCAACUUAAAGAGAUUCAGCACUUAGGUUUUUAAUGAAUAAGUGUGAACAAAGAGGGGGUUCAUUGAUCAAUAACAACAACACAAAAACAGGGAAUAACCUUCAGGUGUUUUAAAUCACUGUGAGUGUGCUGUAUUAUUUUUGAUACAUAAAGACACUUUUUCAGUUUGACUCUGAUACUUCCUCAAAGACCAUCCAGUGCGUGUUUAUUGUAUUUUAUCGUCUGAAUAUCACCAUGGUUUGAGUCUGUGUGACUGUCAUGUGUCUCUGCAGAUAUUUCUGUAUAUGGAUUUGUUUUGUUCAUUAAAAUAACCAACCUGUGUUUCUGUGUUGACCAGUACCACUGUGUCAGAGGCUUCUAACACAGAAACCUGCUGCCCAAAGAACUUUUGGCUGCACAGGUUGUUUGGUCAACCUCUGGUAUGUUUCAGAGCUGCUAAAAUAAGAUCAUUUUAUAAGUGUGACAUUUAAAAUCAGACACUAAAAAUAUCUGACAAAGUGGGUUUUCAUUUUUAUAUUUGUUGUUACUCCACAGAGAAAAGUCAGAAGUCUCAUCAGCCAUCAGCGGAGGUGAGUAAACUGCUCCAACAAUCAGCUGUUUAUUUGUGCAGCCACAAAAGCUUCUAAUAAAUGUUGACUGGUCACUGCAGACUCCUUUAAAAACAUCACUACAGGUUGUUAAAACAAAUGUCAUCGCAAGGUAACGGGUGUGUGCUUGUGUCUGCAGAGAUGUCACCUCCAACGGUCUGGCUGGCUCCACAGCACCCCCACCUGGGGAGAAAAUCAAGAAACCAAAGGAGAAGAAACGGGGUUGUUCUUGGUUUCUUAAGUGCUGUAGGGUAAGUAAAGCAUAGGAAUACCAGUCUGGACUUCAGUGUUGUUAUAAUCAUUAGUUUUGGUUUAUCUUUCAGUUGAUUCUGUUACUGACAAAUCAAAAUUAUUUUUACUCCAUUAGAGAGAAAAGCGUGUGUCUCCUCUCUCUGAUCAUAAAGAUCAGCAGAAGCCUCCUCAGGAACUCCAGAGAAGGUAACAAACUCAUUUUGUUCACAGGAUGGAUCAAUUUUGGUGUCACCUGAUGAGUUAAAUCAUCACGUGACACAAAUCAGGUGUUAUCAAUUCUUUCUUAAAGCUCCCGUGAGGAAUUUUUGGUUUGUGUUGCUUCUUAUGCUUCUUUUCAUAACCUCUCUUUCAAAUUGUGUUAAGUCUUGUUUUCAAACAAAAAAAUCUCCCUGCUCAAUUUUAAAAGUCAUUGGUCGUCUUCACCUGAGAUAUUUUUGAAAAAGCCUUUUUAAAAAGCUUCAAUUUAGCUAAAUCAUCUGACACCUAUACCGCUGACAACAGUUUCUAACCUCACAAAUAACUUUGUAGAGAUGAACAAACCCUUCAAAGGUGGUCUGAUUUGCUUUUUAAGGCCACACAGAGGCAUCCCUAUCAAUAUCAGUCAGUUAUAAUCGGCUGAAAAUUCCCCACAGUAGCUUUAACAUGAAGUCACUUGUACAUGAAAAUCAGUAUAUCUGCUAAAUAUGUCCUGACACAUUAUUUUUUUCCCCUUGAAACACACUGACAGUCUAUGAAUCAUUUAUUUAUAUAUUAAGAAGCGCUGUAAUGCUGUAGAAUAGCCAACUUGAUUUUUUUACUUUAAAUUUAAAUGAAAAGAGCAGUUUAAUACACACUCUCUGUACCAGAUUUAAUGUGGAGGUUGAUAUCUCAAUAAAGAAAGUCAUGGUUUGAGUUAGCUUGAGGUUAUCGCUUUCAUCCCCUUUUUAACUUUAUGUUCUUACUUGGGACAUGUUUUGAUUGGCAUUGAAAGUCAAUAAGGAUUAUUGGCAGUGCUGGUAGUGUGAAUUAAAAACUCUGAGUGUUGUGUUGGUCAAAUCUCAUCUCCUUAAAUUCAAUCCCACUUCGAUCUCAAUACUGAUUUUUGCUAAAAUAACCUUCUUUUCCACGGAUGAGGUCAACUGUAAAAUAUGAUUCAGUACAAGUAGAUUACUAGCCCCACACACUUGUAGCUCUUUGCUGUUCAUUGUUAUUUACAGUUUGUUUUUGUCUCACUGAAGCACUGACGAGGUUUCUCAGAGCAGCAUGCCACAGAGCGAACCAAUAGUCGCCUAUCAGCAGAUCAACCUUGGGUGAGUACACGUGAUUUUCUGGAUUCAUCACUUAAAUCCAUGCAGCUACAUUUUGAUAAAAACAAUCCUCAGUUUGUGUCUGGAGCUGUGAUAUUAAGAUAUGAUUCCAUUUGUUGUGUUUGUGUGUCAGAUUUCCAAACCCAGCCCAGAUCUGCUACAUGAACUCCAGCCUCCAGAGCUUGCUCACGCUCACACGGUUUGUGAGGGACAUCAGGAGCCAGGAGGAGGUCUGGAGUCUGAUCCCAGAGGCCCAGCUGAUGAGGUGUAGUAUCUGUAAACACACACACACACACACACACACACACACACACACACACACACACACACACACACACACACACACACACACACACACACACACACACACACACACAGUUAACUGUUUAAAAUAAGUGUAAAAGAUGACUAAAGUAGAGGGUUGGGUUGUUUUAUGCCAGACUGCAUGAGUAAGAGUGGUACACACAGCAGAUAACAGCCAGCACAGCUGUCUGCGGGAGUUCCUACGUUAAAGCAAAGCUAUGCACUGCAGAUGGGUCACAAGAAGCAACUUACACCACUUUGAGUCAAAAAUGUAUAUUUUUAUUUUUGUUUUAGAUUAUUAUUUAUCGCCGCCUUCAAACACCUGAACUAUCCUUGAAUAAUUUCACACGAAACAUGCCAAGUACAAGGUUUACGUUGAGAAAUGGUCUCUGAUUUGUUAGUUUUGUUCACCAAUGUUUCCUGGUUUGGUUUAGAAAAGAUCGUGGCUUGGAUUAAAAUUUAACUGUGAUCUUUACAUGCUCUCAAACAGCUUCAAUAAUAGAAUGUGUUGUUGAAGCUACGAGUCAAACUUUUGACGUAAACUAAAAACUGAAAUACAAGAAAGAAAAGGAAUAAUGCAUCAAAAUUAAUAUUGCUAUUCAAAAUUGACCCAAAGCUUUUUUUGGUCCUCAGGAUAUGAGAAAUAUUAAGCUUCUGUCUUUUUUUAAAAUGAAAAAUCUGGUUUAUUGUGUUAAUGAACUAGCAUUUAAUGAUUAAUUAUUAAUAAUAGGUAUUAAUAUACAGGACUGAAACUGAGGAAAAGAUAAAAAAUAAUAAAUAAUAAAAACAUGAAAUAUGUCAAUGUCAGAUAAUUCAAAUGAAGUAUUGUAAUUAAAUGGGUUUUUAAAUCUGACAUAUUAAAAAAACUAACAUACCCCAAAUCAUUUUAACUGGUGAUCACAAAAAUGUCCCAAUAUGAGUUUGAUUGUUUUUUUUUUUAAUGUUAGCUCAUAGUGUAAAAUGUUGGAUAACAAUAUAUUUUUUUCAAUGCAUUGUGUAUGUAGACUGGCACAGGGUUACAAUUCUGGAAAUUAUUUAUCAUUUGAUAUUUAUAAACAGAGUUGAAGCUGGUGAAAUAAAUGUGAUUCAUUAUAAGUUGAAAACAAUAUUUAUAUAUAAUUUUAUGUCAGUUUUUGGCUUUGAACUUAUUUUUUUCCCUGUACUGUAAAAAAAAAUGCUUUUUUUUUUUAAGUCUAAAAAUGAUUCAACAUUUAAUAUAAAUGAACAGUAAAUCUGCUUACAAGAUUUGACCCAUUAAAAGAAGAGAUAAUAUCCAUGUUAAACUAUUUCAUGACAGAUUUUUUGCCAAGGAUAAGUUAAUUUCAGGAUGUCAGGAACUUUUUGUUGCUGAGACAUGAGGCUUCAGUUUAUCUGCAAAUCUUUAAAUCAAACUAAAACAAGCUCCUCUCUGUUCCUCUGCAGUUAUUUCAUGGACAUUGUUCGUCUCCGUGACGGUGGUGACACUCACCUAAAACUUAGUGCUCUGGGUAAAUUUAAGUGGCUUCUCUCUAUCCAGGCCCCAGAGUUUGCGGACCACCAUCAGAAAGUAAGUCAGCUCGUUUUCUUUAAAGUUUCACUAACUGCUCCUUGUCUGCUUAUCCAAUCAAACCUGUGUUUCUGUUUGCUCAGGAUGCCCAUGAGUUCCUGACUGCAGUUCUGGGUCAGAUGUGGGACCUGGCUGCGCCACUGAGGCAAGUUGCCUCUAUCCUGGGGAGGUCCUACAGAUGUCCUGUAGAAAGGAACCUGGUGUUCAGGAUGCAGAACUGCAGAAAAUGCAAGAGGUAAAAACAUACAGAUGGUUGCAGGACAAAUUUACCUCCAGUUUGACUAAUGUGUUUAAUUUUUUGCUCAUUUUUAUCAAGUCAGGUCAAAUCUACAGUAAUCUUUUCUUUUAUCUUUUCAUUUUCUUUUCACAACAUGUAUAACUACAGUAUAUAAUCAUAUGUAUUGUCCUUUUAACAUGCAGAUGUGGCUCCGCCUCAGAGAGAGAGGAGGAAUUCCUGAAUCUCUCUCUGGACCUGAUUCCUGGGGGUUCGGUACAGCAGAUGCUGCAGGAAUAUGAGAAGGUAUAGGCGCUGGACUUCUUUAAUCAACAUCCACAUUGUCUGAUAUGAAGCCACUCAAAUGUUUGACUCUGCGGUUAUUUUUGGUUGUUGAUUUUCCAUGUUUAAUGUACACAGUAUCUGACAGCAUGUUUUCUCUGCAGGAGACAGACUUGGAGUUCAACUGCGAGUGUGGAGGCACAACUUCAGCACAGUGCUCCACCUUCACAACCCUGCCGAAGUGGGUGACGUUACAUCCAUCCCAGACUCACUGUUUCCCCCUGUUGCAGACACAUGCACAGAUUAUUUUCUGUUAAUUUAUCCUCAGUAUUUUCAUGCUCAGAAAUUCCCUCAGUUUAAUAAUCCUGUGGUCAUUCCCUCUCUGCUGCUCUCCACAGUUUCUUGGUGCUCCAAAUUAAGAGGUUCCACUUCACUGAGUCCUAUGAGCUUGUGAAACGUCACGACCCCGUGGACCUCACCAGGGAACUGAUUGUGACAUCUAGCCAGGUAAGACACUUGUGCACCAAAGUGUAAGAGUGUAGAAGUGUGUGUGUGUCUGUGUGUGUGUGUGUAUGUGUGUGUAUGUGUGUGUGUGUGUGUGUGUGUGUGUGUGUGUGUGUGUGUGUGUGUGUGUGUGUGUGUGUGUGUAUGUGUUUGUUUCUAACAGUUGUUCUGUGUGUUUGCUCUCAGGCUACGAGCUGGUACAGUCUGGUUAGUGUCAUCAGUCAUUUAGGCAGUGAAGGAAACGCAGGUAAAACAUUCACUCAGUGAGGGUCAGAUCAGCCAGUGCAGUCUUCUGUUAGGUCCUCAGAUACAUAACAGAUAGAUAAAUGCCAAUCAAAUGCUGGAAUGUUUAAAGUCUCAGGAAGAUCAAAUUAACAUUAGCCUUCAAACCAUGUCUUCGUAAGAAAGAUCAAACAUUAUGAAGUCGUUGAAUCGGUCUCUGUCAGCAGAAAGUGCAGCCCGCUCUUGGAUCUUGGUAACAUUUUCCAUCAUUUUACUUUCAAAGAACUGCUGAACUCCUAAGAAUGUUUGAAGAAACUUUUUAUAAACCAAUUUUUAUGAUUUAUAAUCACAUAAUUUAACAUGUAAGCUAAAGCACCAGAAUUAGAAUUAGAAGUAUACUUUUAUUUUUAGAAAUGCAGCCAAAUAAAAGUGAAAGUCGCGGGCACAAAAAAAAACUACAGUAAAGUACAGACACUUCAAAAUUGUACUCAAGUGCUAUAUUUAAGUAAUGCUACGUACUUACUGUACAACACUGUUCAAGAGUUUGCAAUUCAUUGUAUUAAAAUUUCAGAGAGCCUACUAACUGUUAAAGUUUAUGAAAUGACACAAAGCAGAACAACUUUUGAUGGUGAGAUCACUUGAUUUACUCUUUGACAGCUGAGAUCCCAGAGUCUGCUGUGUCUGCAGACAUGGGGUCACUCUCCAGAUUUGUCUUUAAGCCAUCAUGCAGCGUUACCUUGAAUGUUCAGAGAAAAUACUGAGACAUCUGAGAAAAUCUGUGUGAUCAGUUUUACAAGAGAAUAACUUUUUGACAUUAAGCCAAGUUGUGAAAUUAACUCUACUCUGGUUCUUUAGUCAAACCUGCUCUGCGCUCAUGUUAUGGUCCACUACUGCCCCCUGUGGCUGACUGCAAUAAUACCUAAUUGUCACUAUAAUGUACAAAUGUAGGCUGCUGUUAUUAAUCAAGUUUUCCUGCAGUGCAUUUUGACUAUUUCACCCUGAAUUUCUUGGAGUUUUGAUCAAAUGUUUGCUCACAGUAACGGAUAAUUUUUAUUCCAUGACCGUCUUUACAUCAACACAUAAAACAAACAACAAACAUCACGAAAGACUCACAUGUUUAUGGCUAUAAUUCUGUUCAGCUGGGUUUAUCCAGAAAUCUUGUCUGAAAUUUGCUCCAACAUUUGAUGCAAACUCUUCUUCCUCUCCUGUUAGGACACUACAUCAGCAGCGGGCUGCACCCUGAUGUGGAUCCUCAGACUGCCAGUGAUCUUUGGCUAAAUUAUAAUGACUCCAUGGUCACCUAUAUGACAAGAGAGGAUGUAUGCCAAAGAUCAGAGGAGUCAGCAUAUCUCCUCUUCUACGAGAAGAUGGUGAGAAAAAAUCUUUAAACAUAGAUUAUAAUUAAAUAAGCUGAAUUCUCCACAAACAGAGAUCAUUAACUGUCUUUAUGUUUGUUUUAGGAAUAACAAGCCAAAAUGAAUUUAAGAGUUUUUGACGGGGAGUCUUAAGUCAAAAACCAGUGAAGUCAGGUAAGAUAGAGAAAAUACUCCUUUAUUUGUCCCGCAAGGGGACAUUUCCAGUUUGGGAACCAAAGACCAUUUAAAUUUACUGUGUUUGCAUGAAUGAUUUUAAUUACAGAAAUGCGUUUAUGAAUUUGUCUUUUUUAAUUUUAAUUUUCUUUAACUGAAUUAUAUUCAUGAAUUUAUUUCAAAGAUGUGAAACCUUCCCCUGGAAAAAUCAUUUCUGCAGACUUCAGAUUUUAUAAUUUGUCGUUUUUCCUGUCUCAGGUCAGAGUGGAGCAGUACAGCCUCGUCCAGAACCAGGAUGAGUCCACUCCUUGGCUGUUACUGAGGAAGGUCCCACCGAUGGACGGCCCUCCACGUUCUCCUCCCCCAAGCUCAACCAGGUCACUCUCUCUCACUCCUCUUCUGUCUCUCCCUCUUUCUCUCCCUCUCCUCCUGUCUCUCCCUCUGUUUCACCCCCCCCCCCCCCCCCGUCUCUCCCUAAUUUUCUCCCUCUUUCUCUCCUCCUGCCCCCCCGUCUCUCCCUAAUUUUCUCCCUCUUUCUCUCCUCCUGCCCCCCCCCCCCCGACUCUCCCUCUUUUUCUCCCUCUUUCUCUCCUACUGUCUCUCCUCCAGUCCCUCCUCCUGUCUCUCACCCCUUUCUUUCCAUCCAUCUCUCCUUCUAGCUCUUCUCCUUCCUCCCCCUCUUCUGGUUGUUGCUCUGGUACUGGUUACCCCUCUCUGUGCUCUUCUCCAGCCAGGUCACCGGGACCUACCCGCAGCCCCUUCCCCUGCCUCCCUCCUCUGAUGUCAGAGGAGGAGCAGUGGCCUGGCUUGGAGCCCGAGGAACCAGAGGAGCUCUCCAGACGGAGGAGACAGUGGAUGGCCCCACUGAGGACCACUCAGGAGGAACCUGCGCCCCCUUCAUCCACCAAGCUCAUCUCCACCGGUCCUGAGCCCAAGUGGAAGAAGAAUCUUGAGCGCCUCAUGAAGAUCAGGUUCCAGUGGUGUAACGUGACUCACAAGAGGCCUGCUGGACGGAUGAAAAACAACUGUCCAAGCAAGAGUCCUUUUGGGGGUCACGUUGUGCCAUAGUUAGGUUAGAAUAAGUAAAGUUGUUUAGGUAUGAUAAGUUAAGAUAGAAUAAGUUAAGUUGUUUAGGUAUGAUAAGUUAAGUUAGAGUAAGUUAAGUUGUUUAGUUAUAAGUUAAGUUAGAGUAAGUUAAGUUUUAGUUAAGAUAAGUUAGAGUAAGUUAAGUUUUAGUUAAGAUAAGUUAGAGUAAGUUAAGUUUUAGUUAUGAUAAGUUAGAGUAAGUUAAGUUUUCUCUUCUAAAAAUACAAAUAAGGUUGUUUGGUAAUUCGGCAUUAGUUAGCCUCCAGCUCCUCAGCAGCAUCUCCUCUCCUCCAAUAAAAGCCUCCGGCAUCCUGCUCUGCAUUUAAGUCAUUGACAACGAAUCCCUCGCUCCGCUCCAGCUCCUCCUCUCGCACUUGCUCUUAAAAAAACAAAUAAGGUUGUUCGGUAAUUUGGUAUUAGUUAGCCUCCAGCUCCUCAGCAGCAUCUCCUCUCCUCCUCCAAUGAAAGCCUCCGGCACCCUGCUCUGCAUUUAAGUCAUUGACAACGAAUCCCUCGCUCCGCUCCAGCUCCUCCUCUCACAUGCUCCUAAAAAAACAAAAAAGCUUCAAUUAAAGGCAGAAAAAACGACUUCACCUUGGACUCAUUGGGCAGAACUUCAAAAGUCCUUGGUUGUGUUGUGUGGUUAUUUAUUUUGAUGUUAUGUGUUGGGAUGUUUUGUGUAGUGGCGCAGUUUCAGUAUAGUGUCUUGUGAUGUGUUGUUUUGUUUCAUGGGUUGUGUUGUCAUGCAUGUGUUUAUGUUGUGAUGUCUUGUUUUUUAAUGUGUUGUGUUGUGUGGUCAUGUUUGAUGUUAUGUGUUUUUAUGUACUCUGUUACCUCAUAUUGUGAUGUGUUGUUUUCUUCUGUGUGUUGUGUCGUCGUGUGUGUGUGUGUUUUUGUGUUGUGAUGUGUUGUGAUGUGUUGUUUUGUGUCAUGUCCUUUCGCGUGACCUCUUAACUUGUUUUUUUCACUUAGUGGGUAAGCGAGUCUAAAGGUGAGUUUGGUUCCUCCAGAGUCAUUGUUAACAUGAAACAAAGUCAGUGUAGGACCCAUUUUCUUUUUGUUUUUUUUAGGAAAAGGACCUCAACUGAGAAGAAACCCCCAGAAGAGCCGAGCACGAGACAGAAGACGCAGGAGGACCAAACAUACGAGAGACAGGCCCAUGAAGAGAGAGACGAAGGAAAGAUGAAUGACGGAUGUACUGUGUGUUUCUGGGAAUUUGAAGGUAAAUAACUCUUUAACUACUUAAAAGGUUCGACUUUUAAGAAAAAAAAUAGACAAUUUUAACUGAAGGGCUGAAAUUCAUGUUUGUUUCAGGUAACUUCAAAGAGUCAAACGCCUAAAAUGACUCCAGAGGAGGCCAAAGAUGACGACCAACUCCUUGAUGCAGAAGGAGAUUGGAUGAACAAGACAACAUGGAGAAGUAAAGUAAGUAAAGUUUGAUGAAUGUGUUUGUUUCAUUAAACUGUUGUCUUUGUGUGCUGCUCUAUUGACCUGCAUUUUCUUCAUCUUUCAUCUCCUUAUAUUUAUCUCUGUACAAUAGACACACGCAAGGAUGAGAGUGAAGAUGAUGAGCAGCCGAAAGAAGAAGAGAAGAUGAGAACAGCAGCAAAGAUGGUGAACAUGGACAAGAGUUUCAGUGCAUGA
Xyrichtys novacula (pearly razorfish) is the source of this 10622-nucleotide messenger RNA. Lineage: Eukaryota; Metazoa; Chordata; Actinopteri; Labriformes; Labridae. The record is from the annotation of a GenBank genome assembly.